UGCCUCAUCUCUCCCACCACCUCUCCUUUGUUUCCCACUCCUAAACCCGCCGGAAAACCCACCGUUCUCCGGCGGCCAAACUUCCCACCACAGCCAUGUCCACUACUUCCACACCCCUCAUUUCUCUCACACCCAACUCCUCAAAACUCGUGAUAAAACCAAACACAUACACACCGAGACUUUCAAGCUCUAAGUUCUCGUGCAGUUCGGUUUCGAAGAGAGGGUUCAGAAAUGGGGGUCUGUCGAUAAAGGGUUGCUCGACUUCGCCGUUUAUAGGGAGAGUUGGGUCGCAAUGGAGGGAAGGGAACUCUUCUUUGCUUUCGUUUGGGAUGAUAAACCCGCCAAUGGCUAUGUCUAAUGAAGCUGAGCAGAGUAGUGAGGACUCGUCUCAGGUCUUGUCGGCAAUGCUUCCGUUUGUGGUUGCCGCCACUGCUGUUGCUGCUCUGGCUCAGCCUGCUACGUUUACUUGGGUAUCCAAGGAUUUAUACGCCCCCGCUCUUGGUGGGAUCAUGCUCUCCAUUGGAAUCAAACUUUCCAUUGAUGAUUUUGCGCUUGCUGUCAAAAGACCUUUACCACUCUCUAUUGGGUUUAUCGCGCAGUAUGUGCUGAAACCGGCUCUGGGAGUGUUACUUGCAAUGGCAUUUGGCGUUCCUAAAAUGUUCUACGCUGGCUUUGUCCUCACCGCUUGUGUUGCAGGGGCACAACUAUCAAGCUAUGCUAGUUUCUUGAGCAAAGGCGAUGUGGCCUUGAGCAUCCUCCUCACUAGCUCCUCCACAAUUGCCUCGGUGAUUGUUACCCCUCUGCUGACCGGCCUGUUAAUUGGUUCUGUUGUUCCAGUUGACGCUGUUGCCAUGGCAACGUCUAUAUUGCAGGUUGUUCUUGUUCCUGUCACUCUUGGCCUUGCGCUGAAUACUUAUGCCAAACCAGUUGUCGCCAUCCUUCGUCCUGUGAUGCCAUUUGUUGCUAUGAUCUGUACUUCAUUAUGCAUUGGUAGUCCUCUUGCGAUUAAUCAAAGACGAAUUCUGUCUAUGGAUGGUCUCCGAUUGAUAUUUCCAGUUUUAGCAUUUCAUGCAGUGGCCUUUAUAGUCGGAUACUGGGUAUCCAAAAUUCCAACUUUGAGGCAAGAAGAAGAAGUUAGCAGAACACUUUCUUUAUGCACAGGAAUGCAAAGCUCCACCCUUGCUGGUCUACUUGCUAGUCAGUUCCUUGGGAGCAGUCAAGCCGUUCCUCCAGCAUGUUCAGUAGUUGCCAUGGCCAUCAUGGGUCUUUUUCUCGCCUCUUUCUGGGGCACAGGCGCUCGAAUUCGAGACCUUUCUUCCCUACUACUGCCUCAAACCAGCUCUACCAUGGAAGCUUCAUAGUGAAUCUACAACCAGAGAAAGCUAAUGUGGUGCAGACUGAUGGCAGGGAAACUAACGCAGAGCAUUUCGAGGCAAGUACAAUAGAAAGGAAUGCGCGGGGUGUUUGUGUUGAGCACCUCAACCGGGGUGGAAACAAAUAGUGCGUACAGAAGGAAGCCAAAGAGACGAGGGAAAGAUAGUUUAGGCUUAGAUUACCUGUAAAGUUGUAAAGCUUUCUAGUUUCUAUACUACAGCUACAACUUGGUGUUGCUACUUUGUAUAGGCCCUCAUUAAGGUAUAUAUAAAGGUUCGCAACUCCCAUCCACCUU
Molecule: messenger RNA, 1669 nt
Organism: Argentina anserina (silverweed cinquefoil)
Lineage: Eukaryota; Viridiplantae; Streptophyta; Magnoliopsida; Rosales; Rosaceae
Product: probable sodium/metabolite cotransporter BASS3, chloroplastic
Exons: 5
Coding region: 96-1361 (421 amino acids)
Cellular component (GO): membrane
Source: RefSeq, a predicted model, not a curated record